Molecule: messenger RNA, 2803 nt
Organism: Octopus sinensis (East Asian common octopus)
Lineage: Eukaryota; Metazoa; Mollusca; Cephalopoda; Octopoda; Octopodidae
Product: leucine-rich repeat-containing protein 15
Exons: 2
Coding region: 305-2128 (607 amino acids)
Molecular function (GO): protein binding
Source: RefSeq, a predicted model, not a curated record
GCAGUUGUCCAGAGAGCAGCAAAGAGCUCAGUUUGGUGUGGUCACUCAACAGAGUGACAAAUGGUAAUUUUUUUUUUGAUCAAUACCCAAAGUAAAACUCAGAGAGAAAGAAAGCAAAUAAAAAAAAUAUCAACAGGUUUCCUACACAUAUAUAUUAUAUAUAUAUAUGUAUAUACCAUAUUAUACUAUAUAUAUAUGAGUUUCAACUGGUUAUUACCUUCAAAUGGUACCAAGUUACAAUAUUAAUUAGUCCCCAAGACAGAACAGACAUCUUCCAGUGAAGGACCCAGAUAACAACACAAAGAUGUACAGGUUAGCCAGACAGGUGUGCUUCCUGGUUUUUGGCUUAUGUCUUCUGGUAGCUGGCCUGGAAGCUCAAUGUCCAGAUGGUUGCAGGUGUUCUGGAGAUAGAAUUGACUGUCCGGUCCCAGAGGCGCUUUUUAACUUAGUAGGAUGUGAUUCGAAAAAACUAGACAGAGGCAGAUUGGAAAAUAUUCACGAAAUCAAACAGUUGUGUUUGACACAAAAUCGGUUGCUUUCAAUUAAUUCCAGACUGUUCCGAUCAUUUUUAGGCCUUCGCAAACUCGAUUUAACAAACAACCAGAUAUCAAGCAUCAGUGAAGAGGCAUUUGAAAGCCUUACAGAACUUCAAGGAAUCGUUCUCUUCAAAAACAACCUUUAUGAUAUUAAAAACAUUUUCAAAAGAAACACUAAGCUAACAUUUCUCAACCUAGGAUCAAACCAGAUCACAGAAAUAGGAGAGAAUGACUUUGAGAACCUAUCAAAUCUGAAGUACCUGGAUUUGACCUCAAAUCAAAUAACUACGAUUAAUCCCAAAGCAUUUGAGCCGCUGGUGAAUUUGCGCUAUUUGGUUCUUCAAAACAACAAACUUGUCGAUUUCAGUGUGCUGAGUUAUACACUGAAAUCUCUGCGUGUAGCUGACUUCACAAACAACAGACUGGAACGCGUGCCAAAGGGGCUGCCAGAAAGUAUCAAUGAUCUCCGGUUUGGCAAAAACAACAUUACGAAAAUUGGGAAAAGCGACCUCAAGCACAUUUCAGCACUACAAUUAUUGACACUUAAUGAAAAUCAAAUUAAUUCUAUUCAUGACAAUGCAUUCAAUGGUCUUGAUAAUGUGAAGGAAAUUUGGCUGAAUUCUAACGAGUUAUUUACACUGCCAACGAAACUACCAAGGAACUUAGUUAAAUUGGCCAUCAAUUCGAAUUUAAUUAGUAGGAUUGAGAGACAUGCAUUUGUGAAGAGUCCUCUCAUAGAAGAGCUCACAGUAGAGACAAACAAACUCACUGAGAUUGAGCCUGAAGCAUUUAGUAAGUUGUCAAUGUUGAAAGACCUGAAUCUUCAAAGUAAUGAAUUACAUACACUAUCAUCAGGAAUCUUCAAAGACCUGCCAAAUUUGGUCAGCCUAAGACUGGCAAAUAAUCCGAUAGCAACUAUUCAGAGGAGAUCCUUUGAAUCCCUGCCAUCACUGCACACGCUUGAUAUAUCUUAUGGAGAAUUGGAAAGUGCAAGGGUACAGAUGGACCUCUUCCGAGAAAUGCCAAAUCUACAGGAAUUCAAUUUGAUGAACAGCCCCGGUCUAUGUAAAAGUCUCCUGGACCGAGUCAGAAAUGGCCAGAUUGAGGUAACAAAAUCAGUUCAAAAAAUUGAUUUUCGAUACAACAUCCUCAAAAACGUGCCAGAGAAUAUACGAGGAAUAUUUCCAAGACUGACAACGUUUCUGCUCAACAACAACGCUUGGCACUGUGAUUCCAAUCUGCUCUGGCUCAAAAGAUGGUUAGGAACAUCAGAUAUUACCUUCUAUAAGGACAAAACACCAGCUUGCUGCACACCAAGUAAGCUCAAAGGACAACUAUUAAGGGAUCUGUCUGAUAAUGAAUAUCUUACAAGCUCAGCAGCAGAAUACCGGACUGACAGCAACAGAUAUGCAGAAUAUAGAGCAAGUCGUAACCCAUCUUCAUUAGAAAAAAGCCAGCUGCAAAAAGCAAGGUCCUCAAGAAUUGGAUUUGGUACAAAUGUCGCUGUCCGAGACGAUUCCAAUGAACGAAAGAGGCGCAGGAGUUCAAGGCGGCAUAACAGGAGAAACAAAAGAAAAUAUAGUAGACAGUAAUAAAUCAGUAAAUAAAGGACUUUUAUUGGUUAUUACCUCAAAGAACUACUUUAAAGAAGGGUCUUAGAACAACUCUUAAAUUAGAGGAUCUUUUCAUUUUUUUUUUUUUUUAUCUCCAUAAGAUAUUAAUAAUUUUUCUGUUGAGAUUUAUUUUCAUGAUAGAUGACAAAAGAUAGUCUGAUAGAAGCUACCAAAAACAGAUCACGGUCUAAAUACAGCAGCUCAAAGACAAAUACCAGACAGACAGAAAGCAUUCUGUCACCCAAUAUUUUAAUGUUUCAAUUCAUUAGUCAAAUGCUUCAAAGCAAUCCCUUCGAACGGACUCUCGCUUAACCAGCAAAAUAUCUAAUUGUUAUAAACAUUAAAAGAAUAUUUGAAAAAGAAAAAGAAAAACCAAACAAGCAAAUAAAUAAAGAAAUAAAAAAGUUGGGAACAGCAAUGACUACUAAACUGAUGAUGGCAGAAGUUAUGAAAGAUAACAACAACAAUGACAAUGGUGAUGAUGAUGAUGUGACUAAAUGUAACACCAUUCUUUUACUAGUUUCAGUAAUUAGAUUGUGGCCACGCAGGAGCACCGCCUUGGAUAUCCAUUGUACAAACAUAACCAACAUCCGAGAGACAGAUUAACACGUAAUCCCAUGGGGCUUGCAAGGAGUGGGUGGGGGAGAACAAAAA